This is a messenger RNA of Alternaria alternata, 1584 nucleotides long. RefSeq lists its product as hypothetical. The transcript is spliced from 2 exons. The record is from RefSeq and is a predicted model, not a curated record. Bases 1 to 1584 code for a protein of 527 amino acids. NCBI's taxonomy places the organism in Eukaryota, Fungi, Ascomycota, Dothideomycetes, Pleosporales, Pleosporaceae.
AUGGACGAUAUUCCCGACGAGCUGCUCCUCCACAUCGUGGGCCAACUUAGAGGUCCCACGAGCUGGACAGAACCAGCCGACGACGGUCGAAUGCCUGCCCUUGCAGCUCUUUGUCGCGUCUCGAAGAAACUAAAUAGUAUCGCAAGACCAUUGCUCUACGAGUCGAUAGACCGCCCUCCAGCUGACAUCAAGUUGAAAUGGUCAUGGAAAUUUCUGAAACAUGUUCUAUCACAGCCUGAUAUUCGUUUGCACAUCAAGGCUCUUCGGCAAAAGCAACCUGCUAUGAAAUCCUUGGUCCAUUGGCCUAAGUUCGAAGGCAAUGAAGAGAAACGUUUCCUAGAAUUGUGGAUAUUGACUGGGCUGGAUGCGAAAUCUUCUCGACUUUGUCAACAACGAUUCGCCAAUCGCGAGGAUGUGUUCUUCGCUUUAGCGGCUUUUUGGUUGCCUAACUUGGAGCGUAUAUGGAUCCGAUUGCCAUCAUGCAAUGUGAUCGGUGGAACAUGUCUUCUUCUUGAGGGAAUUGGUAGGACGAUCAUGGGCAGACAUUCACCAGCGCGCCACAAUUUCCAAAAUCUAAAGACUCUAUACAUCGAUUUCCACUCGACGCCUGUCAUGUCAACAGCAUCCGUUCUGCCUUUGUUACUUCUGCCUAGCCUAGAUGAUCUUACCCUCGGCUCAUGGGGCUGCAGACCAAAUACGCCAGGGGCAAUGCCCCCAUUUCUCACCGACGAGAACGACUCCAUCGUAUACAACGUUCCAUGGAGAUGGCCUAUACGCUCGUCGCCUAUUUCUAAGCUCUCGCUGAUCAGACCUUAUGUCUCUGAGAACAUGGUCAAGAAGGUGAUACGCGCGUGUAAAGCUCUACAACAGUUUGAAUGCACCCUUCCUACGCCCCAUCGUCCUGGGGAUCGCUGGUUCGGCAGCAUUGUUUCUGCGUUAAAUGAUCACUCUGAGAGUCUUGAGGACCUGUCCGUCGCGUGUCGAGUAGUAUAUGGUGCUUCGCCGGCAAAAUACCGUCUGGCUCAGCUCGAACCUCUCAGUAACCUGACAAACUUGAAAUCGAUAAGAGUCCCUUUGUAUCUGGUUUCUGAUCCAGAUAGAAGCGAGAGAAGUGUUCUACAAUUCUUCCCGCAAAGCAUCGAACACGUGCACAUCGAAUGGCUCCGUGCGCUGAACGUCAGAGCUGACAAACAACUUCCUGGCAUCCUUGCGAUGCGCAAAGCAGGAUAUUUCACAUCCCUUCGGCAUGUAUACGUCACAUGGGUCCAUUUUCGAGAACACGGAGACGAAGAGUAUGACUUGCUUGAAAACCUUCGUUUGUUGCUUCAUAUUAGAGAGCAAUACGAAUCAUCAUCUAUAAAGUUUGACAUCUUAUUCGUACUCGAGGAUGACAAAAAAUCCAACAUAAAAUGGCCUAAAAUAGCCGAAAUGAAAGAACUAAUAAUGGAUGGAACAUAUCUGCAAACUCGCAAGGGCCAUUCGGAUCCAAGCGUUUUCGUUCGUUUUACAACGUGUCCUGGUCGCUACACAGCGGAGGAACAGGAAGAUGAUCGAGACCGUGGGUACGUCUGGGUACCUAGGUAG